UGGAACUUGUAGGUUCCCCAGGAGUAUUACUGAACAUCGUUUGGUCUCAAAUGAAGCAUAUUUGCGCUGACUGUCAUACGGACGAACACAUCAAACUUGACUGCCCCAAAGAGUCAGAAAGCUAUGUUUCCGCUGCAAGAUCCCUAACCACUUGCAAGCGAAACGCUCUACGGCACCUUGGAAUCGUGAACCCAAAGCAAACAAACAAGCAGGAAUGUCCAAAAUUGGAAAGUCUGUACCUGAAGAGGAGUCAAGUAUGACAUCUGACUUUAUAACCACCAACGCUGCAGGAACUAGACGGGAAAUCAACUUGCUCGAUUUACUCAAGAAUGAUACAAAGCCACAGGCAGUAGAAAGUGAAACGACUAUUAUGGAAGAAGUAGUAGACUUGGAGAACAGAAAUGUAAUGAUGAGUAGAUGUACUAGCGAACCAAGCCAGCCUAUGAAGGAAGCCGUUCCCACCAGGUCAGUCUCUACACCAAGAAGUUCCAGAAGUCAACAAACCAAAAAGCUAGACGAUAUCAUCACUCUCAGACACUCAGUCAGUUUGACUAGUAAAGAGAAAAGCAAACUAAACAGGUCAAUUACAAAGCGUAAUUUGGAAGACGCUCUCUCUCCUGAAACAAGAGAAUCUUUGACUCCAAAUACUAAAAGACUCAACAAAAACAUAGAAAGUGAAACUGUCACUCAAACGUCUUCUCCUUCUCCUGAAAAUGGUGGGGAGAAAAUGAAUGAGCUGGACUAAUAAUUGGUUCUUAAAAAAAAAAAAAAAAAGAAGUAAAAAAAAAAAGAAGUAAAAAAAAAGA
Gilbertella persicaria is the source of this 806-nucleotide messenger RNA. RefSeq lists its product as uncharacterized. The record is from RefSeq and is a predicted model, not a curated record. The transcript has a single exon. The coding region runs from base 215 to 745 and encodes 176 amino acids. NCBI's taxonomy places the organism in Eukaryota, Fungi, Mucoromycota, Mucoromycetes, Mucorales, Choanephoraceae.